CCUUUGAAAUCAUAAUAUAUAUAAAGCCGUGCUGCAGGCCAAAGAGCAGCAUACUAUCUUCAGAGUUUCUUCACAGAAAACGCCUGCAGAAGAUCAACCAUGAACGCCUUCCUGAUGCUCACCGUUAUUGGAGCCGGCCUCGUUCUGUCCGAUGCCGUGCAGCCUCUAGGCGCGGGAUACAACAGCCGCUGCGUGUGUCUGAGGCUGGAGUCCAGGAUCAUCCCUCAGGAGAGCCUGCGGCGCGUCGAGAUCCUUCCCAGAGGCCCGCACUGCAAGACCACCGAGGUCAUUGCUGAUUUGUCGAGUGGAGAGAGGAUCUGCCUGAACCCCAAAACAACAUGGGUUAAAAAACUCAUUCUGUUCGUCGAGAGAAAGGAGCGCGUGACCAAGAAAGAGUAGAAGACGUUGAUGAUAACCUUUUGAUUUUCACUACUCACAACACUCACUAGAAGAGUUCAUAACACUUAUAUGCUAUCUUUUUGGUUCCUUCAGAAGAUUUCUGUUCGUCUGUCUUGUAUACUAGCCCCUCAUUUCGAUUGUUACGUGUUCGUCCUGAUGAAUAUUUCCAGAUGAACCAAAAUGAGGUCCACACUACACGCUUAUACUCUGAUUGAUUAACUGUUUUCGUUUUAUACCGAUACAAUCAAAGUUUUCGAUGUUGUCGUAAUUGCACUUCCACUGAUACAAAAUGUUUGGAUGAUGGUUUUUAAUAAAUCUUUUCUCUUAAAAAAACUAUUCUGCUCGGUGUCCUUUGAGGAGGUUAGUAACAUUGCCUCGGUGAAUAAUGGUUUUCUUGCAUAUUGCAUUUCACAAUACGAUUUCGGUCCAGAUGUGGUUUUAAAUGAGAGCUUGAGGCGAUCAAUUAAUCACAAGCCUCAUUCAUUAACCCAAAAACGUACCGAUAGCCCACUUGCUAUAAAUUUGCAAGCUGUCUUUGGAUUUAUUUUGAUUUAUUGCACGUGAGAAAGCAGUGAUUUACAGGAAGCGGCCCGUUUUCACUUGUUAUCAGUUUGACUGCAGAUGAAAUUCACCCGAAAGUUGAGAGCCGCUAGAUUCAGAUAUGCUUUCAUCGGCAUUCUUUGUUAUAUUGGUGUGUAUCUAGCGGACGAUGUGUGAUAGACGGAUGUUUUUGGCCGAAAUGAGUUAUGGUGGUUUGUGAUUGAGGAUCAAACACAUAAAAACUCUCUGUCUCGUGCACACACCGGGAUUCCCCAAUAAAGACGCUUAUCAUAAAAGUCUCUGAA
Puntigrus tetrazona (Sumatra barb) is the source of this 1244-nucleotide messenger RNA. RefSeq names its product chemokine (C-X-C motif) ligand 19 (gene cxcl19). The coding region runs from base 100 to 399 and encodes 99 amino acids. Gene Ontology annotation, molecular function: CXCR chemokine receptor binding; chemokine activity. Gene Ontology annotation, biological process: cellular response to lipopolysaccharide; inflammatory response; chemokine-mediated signaling pathway. Gene Ontology annotation, cellular component: extracellular region. NCBI's taxonomy places the organism in Eukaryota, Metazoa, Chordata, Actinopteri, Cypriniformes, Cyprinidae. The transcript has 3 exons. The record is from RefSeq and is a predicted model, not a curated record.